Messenger RNA from Salvelinus namaycush (lake trout), 4701 nucleotides. Its product is annotated as teneurin-4-like. The record is from RefSeq and is a predicted model, not a curated record. Gene Ontology annotation, biological process: heterophilic cell-cell adhesion; neuron development. The transcript is spliced from 16 exons. The annotation marks the transcript as partial. Lineage: Eukaryota; Metazoa; Chordata; Actinopteri; Salmoniformes; Salmonidae. Gene Ontology annotation, cellular component: neuron projection. Gene Ontology annotation, molecular function: protein heterodimerization activity; cell adhesion molecule binding; protein homodimerization activity.
CACAUCCCUCCACCCCUCAUCUCACCACCAGGUAUCACAGUGGAUAAGUAUGGAGUGAUCUUCUUUGUGGACGGGACUAUGAUCAGACGAAUUGACCAGAACGGGAUCAUCUCUACCCUGCUGGGGUUCAAUGACCUGACCUCUGCACGACCUCUCAGCUGUGAUGCUGUCAUGGACAUCUCUCAGGUGCGUCUGGAGUGGCCCACAGACCUGGCUGUCAGUCCCAUGGAUAACUCUCUGUACGUCCUGGAUAACAAUGUGGUACUGCAGAUCUCUGAGAACCACCAGGUGCGUAUCGUGGCAGGGAGGCCCAUGCACUGCCAGGUACCCGGCCUGGAUCACUUCCUGGUCAGCAAGGUGGCCGUCCACGCCACCCUGGUGUCUGCCAACGCUCUCGCCAUCUCUCACAAUGGCAUCCUGUAUAUCUCUGAGUCAGACGAGAAGAAGAUCAACCGUGUGAGACAGGUGUCCACCAACGGAGAGAUUUCAUUGGUGGCCGGGGCGCCCAGCGGCUGUGACUGUAAUAACGACGCUAACUGUGACUGUUACUCCGGCGACGAUGGCUACGCAAAAGAUGCCAAAGUCAACGCCCCGUCGUCAUUGGCUGUCUCCCCCGAUGGUGAACUCUUCAUCGCCGACCUUGGCAACAUCCGUAUUCGUUCCGUCCGACGGAACAAGCCUUACCUGAACCCACUCAGCAUGUACGAGGUCUCCUCCCCCAUUAGCGAUGAACUCUAUCUCUUUGACUCCAAUGGUAGUCACAUCUAUACUCAGAGUCUGACCACUGGGGAUGACCUCUAUAACCUGACCUACUCUGGAGAGGGAGACCUGGCCAGCAUCACCGAUCAGAACAACAACAUAGUGACCAUCAGGAGGGAUACAACAGGCAUGCCUCUGUGGUUGAUGGUGCCUGAUGGACAGACUUUCUGGUUCACCAUUGGGACCAACAACGCCCUGAAAACCAUCGCUGCUCAGGGGCAGGAGCUGGCUAUGAUGACCUAUCACGGGAGCUCCUCGUUACUGGCUACGAAGAGUAACAACAACGGAUGGACCACCUUCUAUGAGUAUGACAGCUAUGGCCGUCUGACCAACGUGACCUACCCUACUGGCCGGGUUAGCAGCUACCGUACAGACACAGACAGCUCCGUCAGGGUGCAGGCAGAGGGCUCCAGCAAGGAAGACAUCACCAUCACCACCAACCUGUCUGCCUCGGGAACCUUCUACAUGCUGAUGCAGGACCAAGUAAGGAACAGUUACUACAUCGGUCUGGACGGCUCUCUGCGUCUGGUGCUGGCCAACGGUAUGGAGGUGUCCCUGCACACGGAGCCCCACCUGCUGGCCGGGACGGUCAACCCUACGGUCAGCAAGAGGAAUGUAACCCUGGCCAUCGACAACGGCCUUAACCUGGUAGAGUGGAGGCAGCGUAAGGAGCAGGCCCGAGGACAGGUGACCGUGUACGGACGACGACUCAGGGUCCACAACAGGAACCUCCUCUCCCUGGACUUUGACCGUAUCACACGUACAGAGAAGGUUUAUGACGACCACAGGAAGUUCACGUUAAGGAUCCACUACGACCACGCCGGACGCCCGACGCUCUGGGCCCCCAGCAGCCGCCUCAAUGGGGUCAACGUCACCUACUCCCCGGGCGGACACGUGUCCGGCAUCCAGCGGGGAACCAUGUCUGUACGCAUGGAGUACGACCAGAAUGGUCGAAUCACGUCGCAGAUCUUUGCCGACGGGAAGUCAUGGACCUACACUUACCUGGAGAAGUCCAUGGUACUACUCCUCCACAGCCAGCGUCAGUACAUCUUUGAGUUCGACAAGAACGACCGCCUCUCCUCUGUGACCAUGCCCAACGUGGCCCGCGUCACCCUGGAGACCACCCGCUCCGUUGGUUACUAUAGGAACACGUACCGCCCCUCGGAGGGGAACGCGUCGGUACUGCAGGACUACAGUGAAGACGGCCAGCUGAUGCAGACUAGCUACCUGGGCACGGGGCGCAGGGUGACGUAUAAGUACGGCAAGCUGGCCAAGCUACUGGAGAUGCUCUAUGAUACGACGCGAGUCGCGUUCACCUACGAUGAGGCAGCGGGGAUGCUGAAGGUGGUGAACCUGCAGACUGAAGGAAUCACCUGCACUAUAAGGUACCGUCAGAUCGGCCCACUCAUCGACAGGCAGAUCUUUAGGUUCAGCGAAGAGGGGAUGGUCAACGCACGCUUCGACUACGUCUAUGACAACAGCUUCCGGGUCACCAGCAUGCAAGCGGUAAUCAACGAGACGCCUCUCCCCAUCGACCUGUAUCGCUACGAUGACGUGUCGGGGAAGACGGAGCAGUUUGGGAAGUUCGGGGUCAUCUACUACGACAUCAACCAGAUAAUCACCACGGCCGUGAUGACACACACCAAACACUUCGAUGCCUACGGCCGCGUGAAGGAAGUCCAGUACGAGAUCUUCAGGUCACUCAUGUACUGGAUGAUGGUGCAGUAUGAUAACAUGGGACGCGUGGUCGCCAAGGAACUCAAGGUGGGUCCGUAUGCCAACACCACUCGGUAUACCUAUGAAUACGACGCUGAUGGGCAGCUCCAGGUAGUGUCCAUCAACGACAAGCCACUGUGGCGUUACAGCUACGACCUGAACGGUAACCUUCACCUGCUGAGCCCCGGGAACAGCGCCCGCCUCACGCCGCUACGUUACGACCUCCGAGACCGCAUCACCAGGCUGGGAGACGUCCAGUACCGCAUGGACGAGGACGGCUUUCUGAAGCAGAGAGGGAAUGAAUUCUUUGAGUACAGCUCCCCUGGACUACUGGUUAAGGUCUACAACCGGGUGAGCGGCUGGACUAUCCGCUACCGGUACGAUGGUCUGGGUCGUAGGGUCUCAUCCAGGUCCAGUCUGGGUCACCACCUCCAGUUCUUCUAUGCUGACCUGUCCAGUCCCACCCGGGUCACUCACAUGUACAACCACACCAGCUCAGAGAUCUCUUCCCUCUACUACGACCUGCAGGGACACCUGUUCUCCAUGGAGCUCAGUAGUGGGGAUGAGUUUUAUGUAGCGUGUGAUACAAUCGGCACGCCGCAGGCCGUCUUCAGUGGCUCUGGCCUGAUGAUCAAGCAGAUCCUCCACACUGCUUUCGGGGAGGUGUACCUGGACUCCAACCCAAGCUUCCACCUCAUCCUGGGGUACCAGGGGGGUCUGUAUGAGCCCCUGAGCCGCCUGGUACACAUGGGCCGGAGGGACUAUGACACCCUGGCCGGGCGAUGGACCACGCCGGACCACGAGGUGUGGAGCAGGCUGAACGCUAACAACAUAGUACCUUUCAACCUGUACAUGUUCAAGAACAACAACCCUCUCAGCAACAGCCUGGAGACCAAGUGUUACAUGACAGAUGUCAACAGUUGGCUGGUGACGUUUGGCUUCCAGCUGUACAACGUUAUACCAGGUUACCGUAAACCCUCUACUGAUACCAUGGAGCCGUCCUACGAGCUAGUCAGAACACAGAUCAACGCUCAGGAGUGGGACAGCACUAAGCCCCUCUGUCUGGGGUACGGGGACCUAGUCCAGCCCCUCUGUCUGGGGUACGGGGACCUAGUCCAGCCCCUCUGUCUGGGGUACGGGGACCUAGUCCAGCCCCUCUGUCUGGGGUACGGGGACCUAGUCCAGCCCCUCUGUCUGGGGUACGGGGACCUAGUCCAGCCCCUCUGUCUGGAGAUGGGGGAACAGGCAGUGAGAAACAGGGUCAUGCCUAAACGGCUCUGGCCCAGUUUUACCCUCCAAGGAGGGUCUUUUCUAUUGUUUUAUUUAUCUUUAUUCAAAAUCUUAACACACCCCCUAUAUAACUCCUUCCCAUUCACCUCGUCCAAACCAACCUCCUCCAAACCCACCUCUUCCAAACCCAUCUCGUCCAAACUCACCUCUUCCAAACCCACCUCGUCCAAACCCACCUCCUCCAAACCCACCUCGUCCAAACUCACCUCUUCCAAACCCCACCUCGUCCAAACCCACCUCGUCCAAACCCACCUCGUCCAAACCCACCUCUUCCAACCCCACCUCGUCCAAACCCACCUCGUCCAACCCACCUCGUCCAAACCCACCUCGUCCAAACCCACCUCGUCCAAUCCCACCUCGUCCAAACCCACCUCGUCCAAACCCACCUCGUCCAAUCCCACCUCUUCCAACCCACCUCUUCCAAACCCACCUCGUCCAAACCCACCUCGUCCAAACCCACCUCUUCCAACCCACCUCUUCCAAACCCACCUCGUCCAAACCCACCUCGUCCAAACCCACCUCGUCCAAUCCCACCUCUUCCAACCCACCUCGUCCAAACCCACCUCAUCCAAACCCACCUCGUCCAAACCCUUCUCAUCCAAACCCACCUCGUCCAAUCCCACCUCGUCCAAUCCCACCUCGUCCAAACCCACCUCGUCCAAACCCACCUCGUCCAAACCCACCUCGUCCAAUCCCACCUCGUCCAAACCCACCUCUUCCAAACCCACCUCGUCCAAACCCACCUCGUCCAAACCCACCUCGUCCAAACCCACCUCUUCCAAACCCACCUCGUCCAACCCACCUGUCCAAACCCACCUCGUCCAAACCCACCUCGUCCAAACCCACCUCGUCCAAACCCACCUCGUCCAAACCCACCUCGUCCAAUCCCACCUCGUCCAAACCCACCUCGUCCAACCCUCUCACAUCCAGCAGUAA